Molecule: messenger RNA, 645 nt
Organism: Talaromyces rugulosus
Lineage: Eukaryota; Fungi; Ascomycota; Eurotiomycetes; Eurotiales; Trichocomaceae
Exons: 2
Coding region: 1-645 (214 amino acids)
Biological process (GO): regulation of DNA-templated transcription
Molecular function (GO): DNA-binding transcription factor activity, RNA polymerase II-specific; zinc ion binding
Source: RefSeq, a predicted model, not a curated record
AUGGAAUCUCUCGUUGGCAUGGCUUCGAGUCAGCGAAGAAUAAUGCCCGGAGCACCAUGCUUGGAAUGUCGGCGGCGAAAGAUCGGAUGCAACCGCUCUCGCCCUUGCUCAUACUGUGUCAAGACCAAAGUCCAGUGCAUCUACCCCGUACCGGCUGUGACCCCUAACACACACGACACAGACAAGAUCGAGUCCAUACAGCGGACAGUUGACGGUGUUGAGGAGAGGCUAAGCGCUCUUGAGCGACAUAUGAAUGAGCUUAAGCUACUCUUGAUGGACAGGAAUUCCCCCUUGCGCUGUUUACAGGAUGCAAGCAACCCAGAACCUGAAGCUGCAGUGGCUACGCAUGAAACGACACUGUCAAGUCCAGCGACACAACCAAUAGCUACUAUUCACCCAGUGCAAGAGAGCGAUGAGAUCCUCUCCCCCAUCACUCUCGUGUCAUUGUGGCAGACAUAUUUGGAGAGAGUAGACCCGCUAAUCAAGCUGAUCCAUGUGCCUUCUACCCAAAAGAUAGUCCUGCAGGCAUGCAAAAACCCGAAGGUCGCAAACCCGAAUACAGUUUGCUUGACGUAUGCAGCUGCUUAUGCUGCAAUCGUGAGCAUGUCACCGAUGGAGUGCAUGUCGGACCUUCAAUAUAUUUGA